Messenger RNA from Ectocarpus siliculosus, 1214 nucleotides. Lineage: Eukaryota; Phaeophyceae; Ectocarpales; Ectocarpaceae. The record is from the annotation of a GenBank genome assembly.
AUGGAGGACUGGAACGUCGAACCGCCCGAGAUGACUCACAAAGACUACGCGCCGGACUGCUCAUCGAGAGCGGCGGAAGGGUUUUACGUGGGGGCGUUGUACGGGGCAGUCUGGGGAGUCAUUGGGCGCGCGGCACACGCACCCACUUUACCGUCGACACCUGCGAUGGGGGAAUUGAAGCCCCCGUCAGGGCUUCAGGCGCAGCCUGCCCCUGGGCUCGAGACUAGAGGGGUUUCCAGGCAGGUUCGGGCGUUCGGGAGGGGGGCAGCGGGGUACGGGAUCGCCGCAGCGUCAACGGCGGGUGUGUUUGGUGUGUUCGUCGGCAUGGUGAACGCGGGGACCUGCGGCUGCGAGCGUUUGAGAGGAAAGAAGGACUGGUUCAACAACGCCUUCGGCGGAGCGGCGGCAGGGUUGAGCGUCGCGCUCCUCUCGAGACAUACCCGCACGCCGCAAAUGCUGGCGGCCCAUGUGGCAGGGGCAGCCGCGAUAACGUCCGUGGUUGCUAAAUAUCAAAACUGGUUCGCCAAUCGGUAGUUGAAGACACUAGUGCCGAUUCGAAGCCUCGUUUCUUGUCGUGUUGUCGAUACAGGCUUUUCUUUGCGUAGAAAGUAUACAUUACAACACAGAAACACUUCUUAUCCGUUCGAGAUAGAACAAUAGUCGAAAGGGAUGCGCUGAACAGUUUUCAGUGAGUGGGUUUUUUGUCCCUCCGACGACGGUGCUUCUAUUGUUCUUUCUUUUCCUCUUUUUGGGUUACUUGUGGUAUUUUUGCGUCUUGAUAUCUUGCUGCAUUCCUAUUUUUUUUUUGCGGUAGCCCUGGUCUGUUCCUUUCCGUGCCUCCUUUUUUACUGAGACGACGGUCUUGCGACCCAUGGAGCGGGAAGAAGUGAGGGAGGGUGAAUUGUUGUAGUUUGGAGCUCCGCAUCCUCGAUCCUCUCAAUUUGGGACCCGACAAUAUUAUUUAUUGUCACGUCCCGGGAGUUUAAAUAUCUGCGUAUGAGAACCUCCAGGGCGGGCUAGCGCUACGGGAUUUGGGUGCAGACGUAUCAACGGUAUAUCGGGUAAAUACCCGCACAUAGAAGGUGCGGGAGAGGUAACUCCCGGUUGAAGGAUAAACCAGGGGACAGCACCUUUCAAACCCCUCUUGAGGGACUGGAUUCCCUGCCCCGUUUUUCCUACCUGAUAGCAAGGCACAGAAAGAACUGCUGUUCCAC